Messenger RNA from Neltuma alba, 1212 nucleotides. Its product is annotated as putative F-box protein At1g33530. The transcript has a single exon. The record is from RefSeq and is a predicted model, not a curated record. Bases 1 to 1212 code for a protein of 403 amino acids. Gene Ontology annotation, molecular function: protein binding. NCBI's taxonomy places the organism in Eukaryota, Viridiplantae, Streptophyta, Magnoliopsida, Fabales, Fabaceae.
AUGAAGCAGAGGAUAGCGGGUGGCGACACGGCGGCGCCAUAUCUUCACGAAGAAAUCAUCAGACAAAUUCUGAAACGACUUCCGGUGAAAUCCCUAAUCAGAUUUCAAUGUGUCUCCGAACGCUGGAAAAAUCUCAUCAAGUCGCCGUCUUUCAUCGACGAACACCUCCAUUACUCGACUCAUCAAAACCCUUCACUUCUUCUUAGGAAAAGUAAUGGACGUUUUAAACCUUUGCAGUUACGUUUGAUGGAUUCUGAGAUGCACGUUCGUGAAGUUCAAAACCCACCUUUACCACUCCGUUCCUUAUUGACAUUUAGUAUCGUUGGUUCCUGUAAUGGAUUGGUUUGUGCUGAAAUCGAUGGGUAUGAUAAAUCUGCCUCCUCCGCAUCCUUUUUGUUGUGGAAUCCUGCUACUGGGGAUGUUAGAAAAAUCCCUACAACCAGAAGCUCUAAACAUCCUUAUGAGUCGGUUUACGUCGGAUUUGGGUUCAGUACGAUUGUUAACGAUUAUAAAAUAGUGCAAAUAUAUGAUGGGUAUGAUGGGGAUAUGGUGAUUGAAGUGUAUUCAUUAAGCAUAGGUUCGUGGAAGGAAAUAGAAUCUGAGAGCUUAAAGGGUGUAAGUCCUUCUGAUAUUAUUUGUAAUUGGGUCACUGUCAAUGGACGUAUCUUUUGGGAUGCUGCAACUCCAGAGGAUAAAGAGGAUGGCGUAUAUCGUACUUGUUUGAUACUUUCAUUUGACAUAGCUUUGGAAGUUUUUACAGUGAUACCAGGACCUCCUCAAUUAGAUGUUUCAGGAGGCUUUGAAUUCACUUUGUCUGCUUAUGAUGAUAACAAGCUUGCUAUAAUUUAUGUGCCUAGAGUCGGUCGCCCUCCAAAGUAUUUAUAUUCUUUGAUCCACUUGUGGGUGUUAGAGGAGAAGGGCACAAGUUCAUCGACAGAAAGAUGGAUUUGGACUAAAAUAUAUACUAGCAAUCCAUGUCCAGCCAAGUUUGACGUUCCUCGGACCAUGUGGGGGAACAAAUUUGUCUUCUUUUGUAUUAGGGAGCCUAGCCUUACAAAUGAAAGCGGCGGCGAAAUGGAGAAUCGAUUUUCCUUAAGCAUCAUUACUAAUGAGGGCAAGAUAUUUGAGAUCCCUCAAUGCUAUGGUAGUUGGGCUCUCAAUCAUGUAGAAAGUCUUGUACCAGUUGGCAACAUUCACUUUGAAGAGCCUUGA